CCCCAAUAGAAUUAUUCUGAAAACGAAACACUAUAGGUGUCAGAUAGUUCGUCAAGUGUAUACAGGUUUAUUAAUACAGUUUGGAACAUAUCCAAAUGAUUAUCAUUUGUUGAUGGUCACCACACACACUUGUUAAUGAUAUGCUCAGCUCACCGGCGCGUUAUUUUUGACGAGCAUAAUGGCGCUACCACCUGAGCUGAGUCAUGACAGUGAGUUUCUGAAUUAUGUGAACGUUCAGGUAGCCCUGAGCAAGGUCGGGGAGAGCUUGGAGGCGUACACGGAGGGCAAGCUGCGGGACGUUCACUCCGACGUCACGAGGGUACUCGCGCCUAAAAGUCUCCCACAGUGUAAAAACAACUGCAGUGAACAACUGAGGAAACAAUUCAAAAGUUGGUGCAUCGCGUGCACCUCAUGGAAGAAGGAGCUGGAAUCACCGGGUAACAUGCGGACGCCGGCGGGCACACAAUGGGACAAAAUGGAGUCUUGGCUGUGGCCAAAAGACUUCCGGAACAUCGCGCAGGUAUUCAUACAGACCGGCUGGAACACAGCCAACGUCGACCUGCAGGACCUGACCACUGUGUUCGGCAUAUGGCGGCGCCUGGCGCGGGUCCCCCAAACCACCGUCACCGACUCAGAUGUGCUGAGGGAUAUCAGGAAUAGCAUUGCGCAUGCAACAGCCCAACGGGUUAUGCGGGUGGAUGAUUCCACCAAAACUCAGACGUUUCAGGAAAUAAGAAACGUACUGUCGAACCGAGACGUAAAGCCAUUUGUUGCAGACUUUAACGCAGUCAUGGGUAUGAUGGCAUCACUCGAAAAUGCUUCCAAGAAUGAUGAAGAUGACGACACAAACGACGAACUGCUUGGCGGUGUAGUGCGGCUGGUGAACCGCAGCGGCUGGAGGGCGCGGCCGCCCAAGGAAAUUGAGCUGCUUGGGACGCCAGUUGAGGUAGUGCUCAUACACCACUCCGCUGUCGGAGAGAACAGCACACGUUCCGCUUGUGUCAAGGAAGUCCGGUGCAUCCAGACAUUUCACAUGGACUCAAAAGGUUGGUCAGACAUCGCGUACAACUUUGUUGUUGGUGAGGACGGGCGGGUUUAUCAAGGCCGGUCCUGGGACAGGGUCGGCGCACAUACACUCGGCUGGAACAAGGUCGCCAUAUCUAUCUGCUUCCUGGGAGACUACACGGACAAGCUUCCGCCAGACUGCGCGCUAGAGGCGGCCCAGGAACUCAUCAAGUACGGAGUCUCCGAAGGGAAAUUAGCCCCGAACUACAAUCUGUACGGGCACUGCGACGCGCGAGCAGGAUUUGAGAGUCCGGGCAGGGCGCUGUACGCACUUAUAAAGACCUGGGACCACUACGACUCUGUAAGGCCGAUCGUCAAACCAGAACCCGUCCACGUUAACCAACCUUGAUGGCAGUUAAGCAGACUGUUGACUUAAGAGUAACAUUGAUAUGAAGUAAGGUUGUGAUAUUGUUGUGAAGAAAGUUGGAAACUACGUGCGUCAUUGCCCUGGUAUGCAUGUUCAAAGAAAAUAUAUCUGCACAAUUAACAGUUACCAGUAUGGUCAAACCUAAUAAGUCCAAUGUCACACCAGUCUUAUAUUUUGUUCUACGUGUUUGGGCCGAAGAAGUUUGAAGCGAACGAAAUGAAAAUAAAAAUACUUUAUUUCUCUGGAGCGGGACAAGGCGAAACAUUUUUUCCUAUAUAAGAGUUAGAAUGAUAAUCCUGAUUAAUUAGUUGAAAACAUCCUUCUGAAUGUAAGUCACGGUAUUCACUUAUUUAUGCCAUGCAUCGUUGUGACCAUACUGACUAUUUAUAUAUGCUUAUAUUUAUUAUAUUUUGUCAAGAAACUGUUAUUAUAUCACAUGUUUACGACAAUAAACAUUUCUGUCUGUC
Mya arenaria is the source of this 1899-nucleotide messenger RNA. RefSeq lists its product as uncharacterized. The transcript is spliced from 5 exons. NCBI's taxonomy places the organism in Eukaryota, Metazoa, Mollusca, Bivalvia, Myida, Myidae. Gene Ontology annotation, biological process: peptidoglycan catabolic process. Gene Ontology annotation, molecular function: N-acetylmuramoyl-L-alanine amidase activity; zinc ion binding. The record is from RefSeq and is a predicted model, not a curated record. The coding region runs from base 179 to 1414 and encodes 411 amino acids.